This is a messenger RNA of Anarrhichthys ocellatus (wolf-eel), 4765 nucleotides long. RefSeq names its product ADAM metallopeptidase domain 11 (gene adam11). Gene Ontology annotation, molecular function: metalloendopeptidase activity. The record is from RefSeq and is a predicted model, not a curated record. NCBI's taxonomy places the organism in Eukaryota, Metazoa, Chordata, Actinopteri, Perciformes, Anarhichadidae. Gene Ontology annotation, biological process: proteolysis. Bases 342 to 2717 code for a protein of 791 amino acids. The transcript has 26 exons.
AACCCCACGUGCCCCCUGUUUCCCUUUCCACUGCUCCGCGCGCAGCCUCAUUGCUUCAAUCAAGUCCAGUAUCGUCAGACCGAUAGAGGAGUGUGUGUGUGAUAACGCUGACACCGACACACACCAUGCUGCUGGAGCCGAGCAGCGGAGCCUCGCCAGGGGGCUUUUAACUCUCUUCAGGCGGAGAGGGGUUGAGAAAUGCGGGCGCCGCGUUUAAAGGAACCCCGCUGUUCUGUUUGCCUUCACUGUCAACAACAGUCCUACUGCAGCUCCGCGCACGGCUCCUAUCGGUUCAUUUAACGGCGCUGCACCGAGGAUAUCCCUGGGACUAUGUGAGCAUCAUGCUCGCUGUGAGGUGCCUGCUGUUCGCUGCAGUGUGUGCACGGUGCGCCGUGGCAGGUCUGAGGGAACGGGUCAGUCUGGAAGGAAGGCUGCCGCCUGCAGAAGAGGUCGUUCAGCCCAAGCAGCUCCUGCAACAGAUCCACUCCCAGGAGGAGCUGCUCCACAGCCGCCUGAACACUCGGGUCAAAAACUACACAGCCGAAGCGCAGCCCGUCCAUCUGGCCCAGAGCAGCUUCUUGGUGGAGGCCUUUGGCGCGUCCUUCAUCCUUGACCUGGAACUCAACCACAAUCUGCUCUCUACAGACUAUGUGGAGCGUCACUAUGAUGAGAAUGGGCAGCUGUCACAGAAUAUGGGAGGCGAGCACUGCUAUUACCAUGGCCGCGUGCGAGGGCUGCCGGGCUCCUGGGCUGCUCUGUCCACCUGCCACGGCCUACGGGGGAUGUUUUCUGAUGGAAACUUCUCCUACGGGAUUGAACCUGUUGGCAGUGGAGAGUGUGUCUGUCACUGUUGUUUAUGUUUUUUUAAGGACGGCGUUCAGGAGCAGAACGACCACAUUGUGUAUCGUAUGCCGGACAUUGACCUCUUCCCACCUCCCUGUCCAGGGUGCUCCGUGAACAGCACCGAGCCCGAGGGGCCUACAGACGGUGAACUGAAGGAUGGAGACAACUGGUCUGAAGAGGAGGAGCCUGUUUUUACAGAUAUCUUGAGACGCUCAAAAAGACAAGUGCGGCGAGGCCAGCGCACCGUCCAGACUGAGACCAAGUACAUCGAGCUGAUGGUGGUCAACGACCAUGAGCUGUUCGUGCAGCUUCGUCGGUCGUCCACUCAGACAAAGAACUUUGCCAAAGCGGUGGUGAACAUGGCCGACGCGAUCUACAAGGAGCAGCUCAACACUCGCAUCGUCCUGGUGGCCAUGGAAACCUGGUCUUCUGAAAACAGGAUAUCCGUGGGUGACGACGCUUUGCUCACCUUGCGCGACUUCAUGAAGUACAGGAAGGAGAGCAUCAAGGAACGCUGCGACGCCGUUCACCUCUUCUCUGGAAGGACGUUCAUGAGCAGCCGCAGUGAGGCAGCCUACAUUGGGGGCAUCUGCUCAGCCACCAGAGGUGGAGGCAUCAAUGAGUAUGGCAGCGUGGGCCCCAUGGCCAUCACAUUGAGUCAAAGCCUUGGCCAGAACAUUGGCAUGCUGAGAAACAAAGAGCGACUGGCUGCAGGAGACUGCAGGUGUCCAGACCCAUGGCUGGGCUGUAUCAUGGAGGACACAGGUUACUACCUGCCCAGGAAGUUCUCUCGCUGCAGCAUAGACGAGUACCUGCGAUUCCUUCAACAGGGAGGAGGCAGCUGUCUCUUCAACAAGCCCAGCAAGUUGUUUGACCAACCAGAGUGUGGGAAUGGAUUUGUGGAGCUGGGAGAGGAAUGUGACUGUGGAACACUCGUGGACUGUGCACGGAGUGGAGCCAACUGCUGUAAGAAGUGCACCCUUACCCACAAUGCCAUGUGCAGCAACGGGCUCUGCUGCAGGGACUGCAAGUACGAGCUGAGAGGGGUGACGUGCCGUGAAACUGUUAACGACUGUGACAUCCCUGAGACCUGCAUGGGAGACUCCAGCCAGUGUCCUCAUAACGUCCACAAACUGGAUGGCUACAUGUGUGGUGCUGGACAGGGUCGGUGUUAUGGAGGUCGUUGUAAGACCAGAGACGGCCAGUGCAGGACGCUGUGGGGCUACAACUCAGCCGACAGGUUCUGCUAUGAAAAGCUGAAUUCUGAGGGCACAGAGAAAGGAAACUGUGGUCCGGACUCCAGUGGUCAGGGAUGGGUGCAGUGCAACAAGCAGGAUGUCCUGUGCGGUUUACUGCUGUGCACCAAUGUGACAGAUAGGCCGAGGUUUGGUGAACUUCAGGGGAGGCUCACCAGUCUGACCAUCCACCAUCAGAACAGAUACCUGGACUGCAGGGGCGGCCAUGCAGUGCUGGAUGACGGCUUGGAUAUGGGCUAUGUGGAGGAUGGGACACCAUGUGGGCCAAACAUGAUGUGUUUUGAGCGUCGCUGCCUCCCUGUCACCACCUUCAACCUGAGCACCUGCCCGGGCUCCUCGUCCUCACACAUCUGCUCCGACCACGGGACUUGCAGCAACGAGAUAAGGUGCAUCUGUGAUCCGGACUACACUGGGAAGGACUGUAGUGUGGUUGACCCGAUCCUCAACCCCACACCGGCAGACCUAGAGAAACACAGAGAAACAUCCGAAGAGGAAGAUCUUCGUGAGUUUGAGUUGUGUCUCUUCGCUGUCCUGUCUUCCUUACACCGGUGUCCAGUCCGCUCUGAGGAUACAAGACAAAGAUAUCUUCCACUUCUGUUUCCUUUUCUGAUUUCAUGAAAGCUGUCUCCUUUGGUAUUCUCCUCCUGGGAAGCCUGAUUACUCUUUGUUUAACUGCAGUAUGGAAGUUGCCAUCAGAUCUGAAAGACUGUCAGGAGUUUUCUGGUUCCAAAUGUUCGCUUUGGUGUCAUGCUCACUUUUUAUUUACAACAUUUCCAGGACACACAGACACACACAGCCCUUAACUGAAGUGCGUUUACUGAACUUUUUUCGGUUAGAUUUCCCCUUCCACUGGUUACAGCUGAUAUUCUGCCAUAUCGACUGUUAUUGUGUUUUACCCCUUUAAGUAAUGUACUACUUCUAGUCUGGACUUUUUUGGGAAGUCUUCUGUUUUCAAAGAUAUUUAACCUUGUGGAGAACACCACCACCUCCUCUCAGUGGUGUGACUUUAACUGCAGUAGAAGUGUAUGAAAAUAACAAAAUAGUGAAUGUUGACAUUUUAUCAGUCUAGAUGAGGGUUAUUUUGUGUGCUAGGCCUUUACAUUCCACGGUAAUAGCCAUACUUUCUCUUAUGCUGCCGUUCAUUAUCAAACAGUAGUCCAUCCUAAAUCAAUGCUUCUACAUAAUAUGCAUUAAUGAAGUUCAGGCCUGCAAGGAAGCUAGUUGUGUCUCUGUGCCGAUGAUAUCAAAGUACUUUUUACUUCAGACAGUUGCACAUGUAAACGCCAAAUGUUUUAUCCCGCUGUAUAAUAUGUAAUCUAUAUACAGCCAAUAUGCUGAACAUGGGUGCUGAUGUACAAAGUGUAUCAUAAGGUUGACUCGUUAAGACAGCAGUGACUCACUGCCGCUCUGAAUGAAAGCACAAGUCUGGAGAGAGAAGACUCUUCCUGCCUCUCAGCAUAAAACUGCUCAUUUUGAAGUUUUAAUUCCAUAGAGAAGAUUUGAAUCUUUGCAGUUUAGUGAAGUUUGAGCUCCUCUGGUUUUCCACAAUUGUGGGAUGAAUGAUCAUUUGGGUCACGGAGAAAGAUAUGCGAGUGUUGUAUGUUUCAUACAUGCCUCUAAGAGAUUUUCAAGCUGCAAAAUUAUUAAAUAGCUCCCAGAUUUCCAAAAAUUUGAUUUAACACAGGAUCUCACUCCAUAUUAUAAUCUGGCUUCUAUGAGCUCAGUCAAGCUGCCGAGGUAAAACUAGAAAUGAAAAAAAUAUGCUUUAUCUCUAAAUGCCGUUAGAUAAUUUAAUUCUGACUGACCAGAUCAAUAAGCAAUAAAUAUGUACAUUUCAUGAAUAAUAUCAGAAACAUGUUCGCCCAUAGAAAAAAAAGAGUCUUAUUCUGCUGCUUCCAUGUGCAUCACUCUCCGUCUAUCCCCUCUGGACUUCGGAGAAUCUUAAAUCAGGUUUAUUGUGGUUAUUAUGUACAAAGACCCCUUUACACCUUGCAUUAAAAUGUGUCUCAUAUCUAGAUCUGAUUAAAUUCCCCAGUAUUAAUAUGCAUUUCCUGUGACCACAGUGAGAUCGAAUCACCCAAAAAGCGUUUUAAUGCUGUUGGUGUAAAGGGGGUAUUUGUUUCACUAAAUAACAAUAAGGAACUGCGUAAUCGCAGAGGUGCCACAACAGAUGAUCCAAGUUACACUGCCGGUAAACUUACAAUAGCAUUAAAGGAAUACGUUGACAUUUUCUCUGCUUCUGAAAUUAGACACAAUUUUUAAAAAAAAAAGGUCCUAACGACAUUCCUUACUGACUAAAAUGAGUGCAGUUAGUCAUGGAAAUUGAUUUUUGAAGGCUAAAUGCUAAACUUAUUUUGACUUUAAACAGCAGUUCAUUUUCUCAGAGUUUAAAUGUCAGUGGGUAGCCCUUUAAUCGUACUAAAACUCUGCCGUAUGCACGCUGUAUAAAAUCGAAAACUCAAGGACAGACUUGGCUGAAAGCUCAGGUCACACUGUGUUUACCGCCACUGUUUGUGAUCACACAUUGUAGUUGGACUCACCAUUCACACAGGGAAGUCAACAUUGUUUAUUCCCACAGGAAGGUUACCAGUAUUAGCUUAGCCUAUAAUGUAAAUACUCAUAUUAUUGUAUAUUGAAAUAUAUAUUAAAUCGUAUAUGAAUAACAG